CGCUCUGAUUGGUGCUUUAUUUGCGCUGUUUAUGCACAGUAACGUUUAAGCCAAUAGAAAGUCACAUCCGUUCUAGGUUUGGAUCUAAAAGCCAAUCAGGUCCGUGUCUCACAACUUCAACCAAUCGAAACUGUGGGCGGGUCUAUACAACCCUGGUUUAGUCCGUCCUUAAAUACUGCAGCAACUCCACACAAUACCUCACAAUUUUCUUCAACAAAACGCGAAGAGAAACUAAAUUAACAUGACUGGAAGAGGAAAAACCGGAGGAAAAGCCCGCGCCAAGGCAAAGACACGCAGCUCCCGCGCCGGUCUGCAGUUCCCCGUUGGACGUGUUCAUCGUCUUCUGCGAAAGGGCAACUAUGCUGAGAGGGUAGGUGCUGGUGCUCCAGUCUACCUGGCCGCCGUUCUGGAGUAUCUCACCGCUGAGAUCCUCGAGUUGGCGGGAAACGCCGCAAGAGACAACAAGAAGAGUCGUAUUAUUCCUCGUCAUCUUCAGCUGGCUGUCCGUAACGAUGAAGAGUUGAACAAACUGCUCGGCGGAGUGACCAUCGCCCAGGGUGGUGUUCUGCCCAACAUCCAGGCCGUGCUCCUACCCAAGAAGACAGGCCAAGUUGCACCCAGUUCUGGGAAAUCUGGCAAGAAAGGCUCAUCUCAGUCACAGGAGUAUUGAGUAAUGCUGUGGCGAACUAAUUUAACCAAAAAGGCCCUUUUAAGGGCCACCCAGCUCGCCUGAAAAGCUCAAAUUUCCACUUGCUAACUGUGAUUAAUUAUGUCUUGCUUUUUUCCACAAAAUAAAUGCUUUUUUAUAUUUCUGUCU
Triplophysa rosa is the source of this 817-nucleotide messenger RNA. RefSeq names its product histone H2AX. NCBI's taxonomy places the organism in Eukaryota, Metazoa, Chordata, Actinopteri, Cypriniformes, Nemacheilidae. The record is from RefSeq and is a predicted model, not a curated record. Bases 242 to 670 code for a protein of 142 amino acids. Gene Ontology annotation, cellular component: nucleosome. Gene Ontology annotation, molecular function: protein heterodimerization activity; structural constituent of chromatin; DNA binding. The transcript has a single exon.